This is a messenger RNA of Chilo suppressalis (striped riceborer), 1273 nucleotides long. The record is from the annotation of a GenBank genome assembly. Lineage: Eukaryota; Metazoa; Arthropoda; Insecta; Lepidoptera; Crambidae.
ACUGUCAGUCAGUGUUUGUCUCGAACGGGGUGUGAGUGUGUUGGUUGUGUUUAUACAUUUUCCUUUUUAUAACUUGUGUACUAAUAUAGCGAUGGCAGAAAAACAAUUAAAAAACAAAGUCUGUAUCAUUGGCUCUGGCAAUUGGGGAUCUGCCAUAGCCAAAAUUGUUGGCAAAAAUGCAGCUAGAUUACCAAAUUUUGAAGACCGUGUUACUAUGUGGGUAUACGAAGAGAUUAUUGAAGGAAAGAAGCUAACAGAAAUUAUUAAUGAAACACAUGAAAAUGUUAAAUAUUUGCCUGGUCAUAAAUUACCAGAAAAUGUUAUAGCAAUUCCUGACGUGGUGGAAGCUGCAAAAGAUAGUGACCUCCUUAUCUUUGUUGUGCCUCACCAAUUUGUCAGGACAAUUUGCUCUACAUUGCUAGGGAAAAUAAAGCCCACAGCUACUGCUCUAUCCUUGAUAAAGGGUUUCGACAUCGCUGAAGGUGGCGGUAUUGACCUAAUAUCACAUAUAAUUACAAGGUGCCUUAAGAUCCCUUGUGCUGUUUUAAUGGGCGCUAAUAUUGCUUCCGAGGUAGCAGAGGAAAAGUUCUGUGAAACCACAAUAGGUUGUCGAGACGUGAUGCUCGCCCCGAUGAUGCGGGACAUAAUCCAGACUGAAUACUUCAGAGUUGUCGUUGUUGACGACGAGGACGCGGUCGAGAUCUGUGGAGCGCUCAAGAACAUUGUAGCGGUGGGUGCUGGAUUCGUCGAUGGUUUGGGAUUCGGCGACAACACCAAGGCAGCUGUGAUCCGUCUCGGGCUCAUGGAGAUGAUCAAGUUCGUCGACGUAUUCUACCCGGGCAGCAAACUGAGCACGUUUUUCGAAUCGUGCGGGGUCGCCGACCUCGUCACCACAUGCUAUGGUGGCAGGAAUAGGCGUGUGGCAGAAGCAUUUGUGAAGACUGGUCGCUCUAUCAAGGAGUUAGAAGAUGAAAUGCUCAAUGGACAGAAACUGCAGGGACCAAUCACCGCAGAGGAAGUCAACUACAUGCUCGCCAACAAAAACAUGGAGAACAAGUUCCCAUUAUUUACCGCCGUGUACCGCAUAUGCCGAGGUGAAUUGAAGCCCAACGAUUUCAUAGACUGCAUCCGCAGCCACCCCGAGCACAUGAAACAGUCGGCGCCCAAAUGUUCUCUGUGACCCGAGUGAAGUGCCUCACCAGUGUUCCGAUCAACUCGACUCUGUCGCAUUCCUGUCUGCACUAUCGCAUAUCUCUUUACUCAAAAAAGUCGC